Molecule: messenger RNA, 948 nt
Organism: Adineta ricciae
Lineage: Eukaryota; Metazoa; Rotifera; Eurotatoria; Adinetida; Adinetidae
Source: the annotation of a GenBank genome assembly
AUGGGACUAUGCAAAUGUCCGCAGCGCAAAGUCUCCACCUUAUUCUGUUUUAAACAUCAUGUCAACGUUUGUGAAUCCUGUCUGGUGAAUGAACAUCCCCAAUGUAUUGUGCGUUCGUACGUCUCAUGGCUACAAGAUAAUGAUUUCAAUCCCAAUUGUUCUCUAUGUCAGCGAUCAUUAACUGAUACCGGAGAAGAAACAAUACGUUUAGUUUGUUACGACCUGUUCCAUUGGUCAUGUCUCGACGAAUAUUUUCGCUCAUUUCCAUCUCAUACAGCACCCGAUGGUUACACGUGUCCUACGUGUCAAAUGUGUGUUUUUCCGCCACCCAAUCUUGCCUCACCAGUUGCUGAACAAUUGCGAAAGAAACUAGCGACUGCUCAUUGGGCAACACAUUUGGCAAGUUUAUCUUCGAAUGAACCGCCAGUACAUCACGAAAAUCAACAAUCGUUGGUUGAAACGGAAAAAAACGGCUACGUCAUCGUGAAUCCAACUGCAAGUGGCAAUAGUAUGAUAGGAGAAACAAACCGAUUAUCGCAUUUGCCUCAUCGAACUAUCGACAUGUCACACGAAUCAACAACAUUUCUACCCAAAUCUAUCGGAAACGAUCCGGAUGUCGAAGAUAAAUACAAACGGCGCAGUGUGUUCACUUGGUUUGCACGAUGGUUACGUUCUCGUCAGCCAACUAAUCGAAAAGGUGGUUCCAGUCAUCGUCCACCGAUGUCUCGUACUCGUUACACAAUUUACAUGAUAUUAGUUGUUCUUUUUGUCUUUAUUACGAUUUUAACGGUUUUAUAUCAUUUGACGCGUGGUGGUGAUAUGAACGAUCGAAAUGGCAAUGAAGAUCCGCAAUUUAAUCCAUUCAACAAUCCAUUUGUUCGCGUCGGCGGUCGGUUUUUAAAAAAUCCACUUAAAGAAUCGAAUGUACCUAAUGAUGAACCGAAAUAA